Molecule: messenger RNA, 4868 nt
Organism: Gallus gallus (chicken)
Lineage: Eukaryota; Metazoa; Chordata; Aves; Galliformes; Phasianidae
Gene: FAM163A
Product: family with sequence similarity 163, member A
Exons: 3
Coding region: 2048-2527 (159 amino acids)
Source: RefSeq, a predicted model, not a curated record
GCUGCGCGCCCUUCGCAGCCCCUUCUCUACGCAGAAGGGCCAUGGGUGUUGCAAUGGGGUUAUGGCUGAUGGCAGCAGUCGGAGAGUUGCCUGGGCUGCUGGUUCCUUCCAGAUGGUGGCUUAUGGAUGUGGUGCCCUCCUCUAAUCCGUGCCCCAGGUGGGUGGGCAGAGGUCCCACACCCCACCCCCAUUCCCUUGCUGCACCCAACUGUGGGAUGCUCCACCUCAUUACCCCUUAACGACCUUUGCUAAUUGAAUCCCGCUGGCUCCCUGGCACGCUCUCUGGCAGGAAGGUGCCUGGGGACGUGGGGGACAUCCCUGCUCCCCAGCUAUGUUGCCCUGUAGGAUGCACACCCGUUGUUCUGGCCCAGAGGGUGAGAAGUAAACCUGGGGCUAAGCUUCCUUUGGUGGAAGUGGUGAGAAAGUUGGAUGGGGGCCGAGACCACAGGGGGAUGGAAUGUGCCUGCAGACAUUGCACACAGGUCCCCGUACCCCUGGACUCCAAUGCUCUGGUGCUGGAGGCCACUCUGGCUUUGCUUUGUUGGAGCCUUCUCGGCUUUUCCUGCUCAGUGAUUUUCUCUGUUGCCCAUUUCUUCUGGUGUUUGCAAUUGAUCCAUUCACCCAUCUGCUGCAUGUGCUCAGCAAUUCUUCCCUUCCCACUGAAACCCUGGGACAUUUGGGAGCUGCCCAGCCCCAGCAGACACCCCAUGGCUGCUUCCCAUCCCUGUGCCCAUCACAUCCCUCUCGCCAGGCCAUGCAGGGUGGCCCCAGUGGCACAGAGAGAGGCACCGGGGUCUCUUCUAUCAGGGUUGUCUUUGGGCUCUCACCCACUGCCUCGGCCCCGCAGAGUGCUCAGCCCACCCCAGCGCUGCUCUGUUCCAAUUAGGCCCUGUGAGAGGAUGGAUGCUGGUGAGGCCGCGGCCGCUAAUUCACCAGGCAGACAGCUCAUUGAAUUAGCCCGGGCUGCAGAGCGGGGCUGAGCCACCCGCACACAGCCCCACGUCUGCCCGUCUGCCCCACACGGGGCCGAUCCACGGCUGCUGCCGUGUGGGUGCAGGGAUGGGUGGCCAACAAAACAGAUUGGGGCUGUCCGGACAGGAGAAAGCAGUGGCACGCAUUGACCCACAGCAGCAAAGGGAACAUGCUGCCCUGCGAGCCGUGCGCGUCCGGCACGGACGUCAUUGAAGGGAAAUAAAUAUAGCAGCCUCUCGCUCCAGAGCCGCUGCUCAGGCUGGAAGUUUGCACUGCCGCACGGCAUCAAUUAAAGAAAAUGGAUCUCUGCGCCAAGCAGCCCCACGCCUGCCCGCAGGGUCAGCCUGCAACAUCCCCCCUGGGGCCGCUGGGAUGGCACGGGGCAGGGAGGGCCCCAAGGGUGCCGCCAGCCAUGUCCCCGUCCCUCUCCGUGAAGCACUGCGGGGUGUCCCCGAGCCAUCCGCUGCGAUGUGGCUGUCAUGGAGCGUGCCGUCCCUGCUGUUAGCUCCCUGAUGGAUGGCCCUAUCAGCUGCCUGGUGGGCAUAUCGAUUGCUGGAGUUUUUGUCAUUUCUUUUUUUCCCCCUGAUUUGUGUGUGAGAGUGGCUUGAGAAGGGAACUGAAUCCAAACCGCCCUUCUGGCUUCGUGCUGUGCCGUUCUGAGUGCUGGAAAUCAAUGUGUGGCUGCUGGCAAACCACACCGGGAUGAGUUUUGGGGGUUUUUCCCAUGGCUCAGGCAAAGGAGCAGGUUGGCAGCUGUGAUCUGGAAGCUGCCACCUCCCCGCAUCAAUUAGGGUCGUGUGGCUGAAGGGUAAUUAGAUCUGCUCAGCUGCGAGCUGCUGGCGCUUGGGUCCCAUCAAUUAGCGGCGCGCAGAGGGCCGCUGAUGGGACACGAUGGCAACGCGGAUGGCAGGCACAGGGCUGAGCUGAUGGCUUCUCCUCCUCCUUGUCCCCUCUCCCAGGGCCGCAGGCAUCUCCCCGGGGCCAUGCAGAGCUGCCAGUCCCCCCCAGCCGCCCCGGGGCCGGCGUGACCGCCAGCGGCCACCGCGUCCCUGGAGUUUGAUGGAGAAUCGGUCGGAUGACAGCGGGAACUGUUGUCAUCACCGGGGGAAUCCUAGCGACCGUGAUCCUACUGUGCAUCAUUGCCGUGCUCUGCUACUGUAGGCUACAGUACUACUGCUGCAAGAAAGAUGACCCCAAUGAAGAAGAGGAGGAGGAGGAGGAGGAAGAGGAAGAGUCCGACCUUCCCACGCACUCGCACCCCGGCACGUGCAACGCCUGCAGCUCCCGCAUGGCGGACGGGCAGGGCAGUCCCACGCCCAUCCCCGAGCUCAACCAGCACGGGGCCCACCCCCGCUGCCCCACCUGCUCCCCGUACGGCUCCCCGUUCUACAUACGGACCCCCGACAUGGUGCGCAAUGGGGGUGAGCGCGUGGCCUACGCGCCCGCCUGCUACCCCGAGAUGGGGCCGCCUGUUGGCCUGCAGGGCUUCCCGCUGAGCCGGCACGGCCUCCGCGAGGGCUUCCCCCCAUCCAGGGCCAUCAGCACAGAGGUGUGACCCCCACCACGCACCCCGCUCGAGGGAUGGGGCUGUCGGCUUGCAGAUGGUGGGGGUCGUGCAAGGAGAGCCUGAGGGCAGCGUGGCCCUCCCGAUGGAGGGGAGUGGCGGAGCCUCACGGGUCACCGUGGAGGAGGUUAUCCAGAUGGCGACCUCUGCACCUACAAGUGUAAUUAUUACUCUAUCUCCUGAAGGAACUUGUCUAAUGAGGGCUAUGUACAGUACGAACUAACUUCAUUGCUCCCCAGAGCGACGCCUUUGGUUUCCUCCAUCUCCAGCUGAGGCUGUGCCCAUGGCCCCUGCACACAGGGUGGGGGUGGGAGGCACGGUGCAGUGGGAAUGGGAGGCUGGGGCCAUCCUGCUCCCCCUGGCCGCAGCACCGCUGUCAGCAGCUCACGUUGUGCUGGGGACUGACACAGAGCUCGGACUGCUUCGCCCACUGCAGCCUGUGCUGCAGCUGUAGGAGAGAAUCUGCAUCACUGCGAGGGGAUGUGAAGACCGUUCACCCAUGGCAGUGGGCACAGGCAGAUCUCUCUGUGGCCAAAGCCCCCACUUUGACUGCUCACAAGCUUUCUUAGGAGCGAUUUUAACUUGGGCCCGUAAGUGACCGAGGUUUUGCUUGCAAGGAGGAUUGCACCGCCAGAUGACAGCAGUGCGAUCACCUCAAAGCCCUGCCCAGACCCCAUCCAGAAGGAUGCUGGUUUAGGAUCGCUUUGGCUUGCAGCAGCAGAGCCCACCAGGUUGCAUCCCCUCCUUUGUGAGGAGCUCCAGUGGAGCACAAAUUCCCCUUUCACUUUGGGAAGAAGACCCGAGCCAGACCCGGCAGUUGUGUGGCUGUGACGACAGCUCAGCCAACGGCUCCAUCUGCGGAACGAAGAUGGGAAAGUUCCUUCCUCCUCCACAAAUCCAAUUAGGUGAGAAAUGACCAGAAGGACAUCUCCAUCAUCCACGGGCACUUCCAUAGCAACAGCACUGCUCCCCGCUGUCAGCAGGGAGGAGGGACGCAGCCAGCCCGCAGGUGCUGCCAGGAGCAAUAGCAGGAGCUGCUUGCCUUGCCCUCGCAGUACUGGGUAGAACUGCUCCAAAGUACAAGCAGGGUGUUCUUUCACCGCCACCAUUUGGAGAUUGGCCAUCUGAAGGAUUUGGACCAACAGGUCUUCAUCUCCUCACUCAAGCACAGGUGAAGGAGGUCUUGCGGAGGCAUGCAGUGUGUCAGCCUCAGAUGUCCUCGUUAGCGGGCAGUAGGCUAAUGGACACUCUGGACCUGCUGUUGGUUUGGCACCUCUGCUCAAACAACCCAAAGAAAAGGAGCCAGAUGAACGCCAAAAAUGACGAUGGUCCUUGCAAUGCAGACACCGUGCCCCAGCAUGCAUCUCACACGGCGCAUGAGCAAACAUUAUUCACCGUCUCCCCCAUCUCUGGGCCAGAAAGACCUCGUGUUUCCAUUCUGCUGAGACUCAGUCUAGCUGCACCUCUUUUACAGUCUCCUUCCAUCCUCCAGACAGCGAUGGCAGGUCUUUCCAUGUCCUUUCACAACAAGGGCAGGCAGGACGAAAGAAGAAAUUUAGCAGCAGCGAUGCUCUGUGGAUCCCACUGGCUGAUAGCAGCUGGCUUCCAUCCAGCUCUCUUCCCUGAUAGUAUCAUCUCUCUGUUUUUCUUGGCUAACUCAGCAAACGCUGUCCUUUCCCACUAGAGCAUCUGCUCGGCUUGGUCUCCAUCCUGCUUGGAGCCACACGGAGUUAACGUCACAGCAUGACUGCUGUGGGCAUGGCCAUUCCCACUACCCAACUCUACCUCUUGGCACGAAGCAAGGCUUCCCACCGGGAUGGCAGCCCCCAGGUGGGGAGAGCACACGGGGUUCUGCUUCUACAGGUCGCCCCUCUGGUGAGUGGAAGGCAACCAUAUCGUCAUGUGCAAAUGAAGUAUGACCUGUCACCAGCUAACAAGGGGAGGCAGCUCCAAGGUAGAUGGAUGGCCGAAGGCGAGCGUCACCCUCACAGCCAGCACAAAACCCUGGGCCUGGCACAGCUGCAGACGGAUGGGUGAGUCCAAAAAGGCAGGGAAUGCAGAUACAGCUGCAGGUUGUAAGGUUUGGGCACGGUGGAGGAACGGGACAGGGUAGGGGGCAGGCAUCUCAGAUUUCUUCCACUUCAGAUUUCCUCUGUUGUUAUUCUCUGUCUUUGUUGCUCAGCUAUGGGUCCAAAUUCCAUGUCAGAAAUAAACGAGGACUUUGAAAUACAAAACAGGGGUGAUUUCUGUUCUUUUGGCAGGCAACACAAAAUGGGGUUCAUCCAGAGCUGCCCUGGAAGCUGUCCUGCUGCUAGGAUUUCUCCACCCCCCC